AUGCCAGUGUUAACUUUGCGUAUGAAGAAGAGUGGCCCUGGGAGGCUAGCUGGUAGUGGUAUGGACAUGUCAGGGAACUGGCAGUAAUGCUAACUUGGCUGCAGUAGUUUGUGAGUUAUCCAAAAGUGUCUUGAAGCCUAAAGGGGUGAAACCUCGCCAGCUGGCCCGUGUAGAGGGUUGGAAAACCGGUAAAACGUUACGAAUCCCGGGACCUUUAAUAUCUGACAACAACUGGUUAGCUAGCAUUAGCUGGCUAGCUGGGAAGCUCCCGAAAAGUAACGUCAGGGCUUGUUUCAUACAGUCAUGUCUUCGGCCGGAGACUUCGGAAACCCUUUAAGAAAAUUUAAAUUGGUCUUUCUCGGGGAACAGAGUGUGGGAAAGACUUCGCUGAUCACCAGGUUCAUGUAUGACAGCUUCGACAACACUUACCAAGCCACAAUAGGAAUAGAUUUCCUGUCAAAAACGAUGUACCUUGAAGACAGAACAAUCAGGUUGCAGCUGUGGGACACGGCAGGGCAAGAGCGAUUUCGUAGCCUCAUCCCGAGUUACAUUAGAGACUCUGCUGCUGCUGUUGUAGUGUACGACAUCACAAACGUCAAUUCCUUUCAGCAAACCACAAAAUGGAUUGAUGACGUGAGAACGGAGAGAGGAAGUGAUGUCAUCAUCAUGUUGGUGGGAAACAAGACAGACCUUGCGGACAAAAGACAGAUAACCACAGAGGAGGGAGAACAGAGAGCGAAAGAGAUGAAUGUUCUGUUUAUUGAAACAAGUGCAAAGACAGGCUACAAUGUCAAACAGCUUUUCCGUCGCGUGGCAGCCGCCCUCCCUGGCAUGGAUACCACACAGGACAAGAGUAGAGAGGACAUGAUUGACAUUAAGCUGGAGAAACCACCAGAGCAACCCGUCAGUGAAGGAGGCUGUUCCUGCUAAUGCUGGCCUAUGUCAUGGCUAAAUAAUUCUCUUACUUGCUGUUUCUCAAACCCAGUUGGUUUUUCUGUACCCUUCACUAUACCCGCCUCUGUGUCACAGCCUGAAAGAGAACACUAAAUCCGUUAUCCUUGCCAUUGUGGAAAUCUUGCGCGCUCAUCGGGAUUCUCUGAAAGUCAUAAAUCACUUAAAUUGAAUAUUUGCACUGUAACACACAUACAUUGAAACAGUAUUCACAGCUGGAGCUCAGCCUUCUUUAGUGAGCUCCUCUUGUUUGUCAUUUCAGACGAAGAUGGUGGCACACUGCUGUGGUUUGUGUCUAAAGAUGACUUUUUGAACCAAACUGAACAAAAGAAAAUGUUUGUUAAAGAUGUCAAAUCGAGGUAUGUGUUUAAGAGUGAGAAUAUUCUUUGAAAAGUUUAUAUUGCUUUAAGCUUAUCAAGCACUGUGGAUGUUGUGUGCGUUUGUUAGUUAACAUAAUUUGCGUUGUUGCAGUUGAUUGGCAAGAUUCAUUCAUGAAUUGUGUUAACAAACUUUUAUUUUUUUUUAACUGGAAUAAUAUGUGGAUACGGUUGUGUUAAAGUAAAUGAAUACCAUAUUUGGGAGAUCUCAGUGUUGACAAGUAUACUGUACAGACACGAUAUAGCUGAAGAUGGAGGCGGCAGCAAUGAGCUUAUUUUAAACUGAGUUUGUGCUUUGGGGUGCCUGCACACAAACAGUUCGUGCAGUCACAGUUCUCCCAGCAUGUACCAGCAUGAUAUGACAAGUCAAAACACUGAAACCACACAGUCAGUCACCACUGCAUGGUCUCAAACCAGAAAAAACACACAUCAACUACUACAAGAGCCACACUACCACUACACCAUCCACAUUACCGUCCUUCCUCUAUUCCCACAAUUCUCCCUUGAGAUGGGUUACUUUUACCCUGGUUUCCAUUUUCUAUUACCCUUUUAUUUGGAUAGAUCUUUAAUUUUAUUUUAUUUUUUCUAAGGACUACACCUAUCAUAGUUUGAAUCUUUCUUUGAUGAUAGUGUUUGAGGAGGAUUUUCUCAUAUGUUAAGAGUCAUAAUCAUAAAACCCACCAUAAACAUUAGAUAUGGAGAUAUUUGCCUUUUGGAGUUUAAUUGUAGAGGGCUUCCUUGGCUUUGGUUUAUAGUUAAAUUUGGUAUGACGUUUUACGAACACUUUAAAGAGUAUUUUUCUUUUGCUUAUUUUUAUUUUUUGGCAUUGAUCUUUUGUUAGUGAUUAUUCUACAUAUGUAUUUAAUCCACAAUGAUUUGUAAUAUUUAUUUCUGUUGGAUUCAUGUUUUUUUUUUUUUAAUGUCUGUUAAUAUCUUCACUUUUGGUAUGAGUCCUGAAUCACUAAUAAAAUAUGCAUCCAUCUGGACCACCUUUAACAGAAUCAGUAGAGAGCGACUGUUCCCUCCACCACUUCUAGAUGGCAAUUUGAUCACUCCGAAAAUACUGUGCAAUUUUUGUGUGAACUCGUGGAGGAGAGUCCAAUUUGUAUACAUAGUAGUCCCUAACGUUUGUCUGGAAUGGUUUUAAAUGAAAGAAUAAAAAUACACUUGUCACUGCUGCUGAAAUUCAUGUCGU
Xiphias gladius (swordfish) is the source of this 2523-nucleotide messenger RNA. Its product is annotated as ras-related protein Rab-6A. The transcript has 8 exons. NCBI's taxonomy places the organism in Eukaryota, Metazoa, Chordata, Actinopteri, Istiophoriformes, Xiphiidae. Gene Ontology annotation, molecular function: GTP binding; GTPase activity. The coding region runs from base 304 to 930 and encodes 208 amino acids. The record is from RefSeq and is a predicted model, not a curated record.